Molecule: messenger RNA, 1603 nt
Organism: Branchiostoma belcheri (Belcher's lancelet)
Lineage: Eukaryota; Metazoa; Chordata; Leptocardii; Amphioxiformes; Branchiostomatidae
Product: guanidinobutyrase-like
Exons: 7
Coding region: 80-1129 (349 amino acids)
Molecular function (GO): agmatinase activity; metal ion binding
Source: RefSeq, a predicted model, not a curated record
CCCCGCCCCCUUACGCAGUGAAGUAGUACUAGUGAAGUACCAAUUUCAUAAGAACCUAGGACGUUUUAGAUCCAAAAUUAUGGCGGUUGCAGGCAGGCGAGUUCUUCUGCAGACACUUCGGGGCCGUUGCGGUCCCCUUGAAGGAUCCAGACCGUUGUGCACGAGCGGUGUCUGGCAGCAGAAGUUCAACGUUCCUCCCAGCGGGAACGACUUGCCCAGACCCGGCGGUAUCGCGUCCAUGAUGCGUCUACCCGUCCAGAAGGAUACACAAGGUCUGGAUGCCUGCUUUGUGGGGAUCCCACUGGACAUCGGUACAUCCAACCGGUCAGGAACCAGAUUUGGACCAAGACAGAUUCGCACCGAGUCGGUCAUGCUCAGACCUUACAACAACUGGACAGGUGCAGCACCGUUCGACUCCCUCCAAGUUGCGGAUAUCGGAGACGUCUUCAUCAACAUGUACGACUUGAAGGACGCCGUGAAGAAGAUCCGAGAGGCUUACGCCAAGAUUGUGGCAAAUGGGUGCAAGCCCCUGACCCUGGGGGGUGACCAUACUCUUACCUACCCCAUCUUACAGGCCAUUAAGGCCAAGUAUGGUCCUGUUGGCUUAGUACAUGUUGAUGCCCACGCUGACACCAGCGACACACAGCUCGGAGAAAAAGUCGCCCACGGCACGCCCUUCCGCAGGGCGGUGGAGGACGGCCUCCUAGACUGCCGACGCGUUUUACAGAUAGGGCUGAGAGGCACGGGGAAUUCCAGUGAUGAUUAUGGGUGGAGCAGGCAACAGGGUUUCCGAGUGGUUCAGGCAGAAGAGAUCUGGUACAAGUCUCUGGCACCACUGAUGGAGGAGGUUCGUGCACAGAUGGGGACUGGGCCUGUCUACCUGAGCUUUGACAUCGACGCCCUGGACCCUGCCUACGCCCCCGGGACAGGAACACCUGAGAUAGGCGGUCUGACGUCCCACCAGGGUCUGGAGAUCAUCAGGGGAUGUCGGGGGCUGAACUUGGUGGGAGGGGACUUGGUAGAGGUUUCCCCAGCUUAUGACCCGUCCGGUAACACAGCGCUGACUGCAGCUAACCUGCUGUUUGAGAUGCUGUGUGUCCUGCCUGGUGUCCAGUACAGACGGGACUGAUUCACAUACAUGUAUGCUUCGUUUUUGUACUACGUACUUGUUGUGUCAAAAUCUUCUUGUUAUGUCAAAAAAGGCGUAUGUCAAAAAAUCUCUGGUGCUAAUAUUCUCGUUGGAGUGAAUGGAACUGAAAAUGUGUACAAAAAAGGAUGAAAAUACUUCUUUUCGUUUUCUUAUCAGUGAAUAGUUCCAAUUGUUUUCUGUCAAUGCUUUUGUCAAAUCUUUUAUGUAAUGGACUGGAAGAAAUAGGCUGAGGGUUGGGUGGUUUAACUAUUCAAUUAAUGACUGGUAGGGUUAGGGUUAGGGUUAGGGUUAGGGUUAGGUGAGUACAGUAUUCCUCUGGUGAUUUAUCAUGCAUACUCAUACAGUGCAGAUUUGGAAUAUUAAAGAUGUAUUUGGCUUCACUCCUUGAGGUAUGGUAGUACGUUUGUACUUGUACCAUAUUACCAUCAGCAAAUAAAAUGUCACAAAGCAAGA